ACUUUCUUAGCUACUUAGCCAACUAAUAUCUACCCUCUCGCGGCUAGUCCGCCACCCACACGAGCCAACUGUGUUGGUCUCCUUCUGUUCUUACUAUCAUUCAUCUCCCAACAUGAAGUUCUCCACGCUUGCGCUGUUCUCUUCUCAGCUUCUGCUGGCCACCUCGCUGCCCCUCUCCGGCCACUCGACUACAGGCAUAGUCCCUCGAAACGACGGCGCUUCUCAUAGUGCGGCGGAGGACGUAAGCAUCACGAAACGGAUACCCGCUGAAGGCACCCCGGCGAGCCCAGAACCUGCCGCCAGUGAAGGUGCCGCCGGUGAAGCCAAAGAAGAAGCCGGAGGGGAGGGCGCGGCGAAGGAGCAAGAGAUUGAGGGACAGUUCACCGUGCCCGUACGGUUGGGAGGGGCAAAUGUCAAACAGGACGUCCUAUUCCCCCCCGGAAAAAACGGCCGCUUCGAAGUCGAGUUCCAGAACGCCGUCGGCCGGACCCUCACCGUGACGGAGAACAGGAAUCCUGCGGCCCCUCCGCCAGGCUUCACGGCCGUCGAGCCCGUCUCCUACAAGAUCAACUUGGCCGAAGGCGCACAAGGCGUGACUCUAUCAAAAGUCGACUACAUCAUCAACCCAGGCAUAGACGCGUUGGAUAUCAGCAAGGGACAGAUAGGCCGCCUCUUCCCCGAACUCAAUGCCUUCAUCAUCGACCCGGCCCUCGGCGAGCUCGAGUUCGAGGCUGAAGAGAACGAGCUAACGCUGACGGUGGCCAACAUGAACGGCGAGUUUGCCGUCUUUCUGCCACAGGCUGCGGGUGCUGGGAAUGCCACUACGCCGCCCAGAUAACGCUGAAUCACCCGCCGUGCGAUGUUAGUGGUCCCCAGGCAGAGAGCGGCGCAGGCGGCGAGGUUGCCUUCGAGUAACAUCUUCCAGGUGGUUUGACUCAGGAGGCUGGCUCUGUCGUGUGCGGAUGGAUGCUGUCGAGUUAUACCGGAGAAUAUGGAUCAGAAAUGCUUAUGACAUAGUCCAGAAUCGGCCAAUUUUAAGAAAUAAUGAUUUGCUUCUGAUUCUGGGCCAAC
Colletotrichum destructivum is the source of this 1071-nucleotide messenger RNA. RefSeq lists its product as uncharacterized. The transcript has 3 exons. The coding region runs from base 113 to 838 and encodes 241 amino acids. The record is from RefSeq and is a predicted model, not a curated record. NCBI's taxonomy places the organism in Eukaryota, Fungi, Ascomycota, Sordariomycetes, Glomerellales, Glomerellaceae.